UCAUUUCUUUUUCCUAUACUAUUGAAAAAAUCUCUAUAAAUAAUGUGAGUGGAUCCGGCCGCCGGAGAUAUAGGGUUGAUCCAAUUUACAAACCCUGCCUGAUGGGUAGUGUCCUGAACCAACGCCCAAAGGAGGAGAAACAAGGAAAAAUCCCUCCUCCGGAGGCGGCCUGACAAUAACCCCUCUCAUCUCCGCCUUCAACCACUUUCAAUUUCUCAUCAAGUUUUGCAGAUUCAAAAUUCUCGAAGAAGAUGGAUCAGUCCUUCUUACUCAUGCUCUCCAAUCUCCUACAUCUCCAGAACUCCCUCGACCCAACCACAUCUUUACUCUCCGAUUCUCUCUCCUCCCCCACCUCCGCCUCCGCCGCUUCCUCCUCUUCUUCCUCCCCCACCUCUCUCCUCACCUCUUCCUCCGCAGCUCCACUCCUCUUUUUCACCAUCGCCUCUGUCCUCUCCUACAUCGCCUCCUCUCGCCCCUCCCCCGCCAAGUCCUCAGCAAAUCCCCCUCCCUCUUCCUCCGCCGGAAAAUCUGCCGCCGCCGCCUCCGACUACUCCGUCUCCGCCUUUCGAGCCCUCUCCACCGAGCACAUCUGGUCCCUUGAGGCCCCUCUCCGAGAUGCCCAGUGGCGUUCCAUGUACGGCCUCUCCUAUCCGGUCUUCACAACCGUUGUCGAGAAGCUUAAGCCCUAUAUUGCUCUCUCCAAUCUCUCACUUCCUUCUGAUUACGCCGUCGCCAUGGUGCUUUCUCGCCUCUCCCAUGGCUGGUCCGCGAAAACCGUUGCUGCUAGGUAUUCUCUUGAGCCCUAUCUUGUUUCCAAGAUUACUAACAUGGUUACUCGCCUCCUUGCUACCAAGCUCUACCCGGAAUUCAUCAAGAUCCCAGUCAGCCGCCGCAGGCUUAUUGAGACGACUCAAGCUUUCGAAGAGCUGACUUCGCUUCCCAACAUGUGUGGUGCCAUUGAUGGGAGCCCAAUUAAGCUUCAUAAGCUUCCCCAUGACCAGAAUUUGUCUGGGAAUUACAAAUGUCGAUAUGGGUAUCACUCUGUUCAACUUCAGGUGGUGGCUGACCAUAAGAGAAUCUUCUGGGACGUUUGCGUUAAGGCUCCAGGGGGGACCGAUGACGCUGCCCAUUUUCGGGACAGUCUUCUGUACAAUCGGCUGACUUCAGGUGACAUUGUUUGGGACAAGGCUAUUAGUGUCCGAGGUCAUCCUGUUCGGCCUUACAUCGUUGGGGACUGGUGCUAUCCCAUGAUGCCUUUCUUGCUGACUCCAUUUUCACCGAGUGGGAUGGGCACGCCAGCGCAGAACUUGUUUGAUGGGAUGCUUAUGAAAGGCCGGUCUGUGGUGGUUGAUGCAAUUGGGUUGCUCAAAGGGAGGUGGAAAAUUCUUCAGGACUUGAAUGUCGGUCUUAAUCAUGCGCCGCAGACGAUUGUGGCUUGUUGUGUUUUGCAUAAUUUGUGUCAGAUUGCCAAAGAGCCGGAACCGGAGCUUUGGAAGGAGCCUGAUGAGAAUGGAGGCCCGCCCAGGGUGCUAGACAGCGAGAAGUCGUAUUAUUACUUUGGGGAGAGCUUGAGGCAGGCAAUGGCUGAGGACUUGCACCAAAGGCUUUCAUCAAGAUAGGAUUUUGAAUGUGAGGCAUCUAUUUUCCCGUAUGAAGUUAAACAUGUAUACUUCUUCUUGCUAUUACUUAUUGUGAGUAGGUUUUUAAACUAGAUGUUUAGGAGAUGUUAACUUGCAAUGACUACUGUUUAGACUGUAUGACCAACUAACUAGAAAAUGGUAUUCAAAGAUUACCCCAAAUCGUGAAUUGGAAAGAGUGGAAAUCCACGACCAUUGUCUUCAAAAUGCUGUAUUCAUGUCACUUUUUUAUCUCUGGAAUGCUUGGUUUCAGUCUCCUAUUUUAUAUUUAAUAGCAAAUGAAGUUUCUGUGGGUUAGAAAUUCUCCAAGUAUCAAGGCUGUAAUCAAUACUAUCUAAUCCAAACGAUUGGGUCGACUA
Molecule: messenger RNA, 1996 nt
Organism: Humulus lupulus (European hop)
Lineage: Eukaryota; Viridiplantae; Streptophyta; Magnoliopsida; Rosales; Cannabaceae
Product: protein ANTAGONIST OF LIKE HETEROCHROMATIN PROTEIN 1
Exons: 1
Coding region: 252-1619 (455 amino acids)
Source: RefSeq, a predicted model, not a curated record